AUGUCAAACGCUUACAUGGAGAGGAUUUUGCUGGGGUCUGGACUGAGCUGGGCAAUCGUUUUGAAAAGGAGGAAGAUAGUUUGUUGUCUUUUGUUGCUUUUGAGCUCUGGCGGCUGUGGAAGUGUCCGAAUGCCCGGGGUGUUUGAUGGGAACAUUAUUCAUCCGGAGGAGGCUAUACGUUUAUUGAAUAACCAGAGGGUGGAAUUUAUGCUGAUUCACGCUAACCCUCGGGUGGAGGCUGACUCUGUACGGCUGCGACAACAUGAAGGUUAA
Prunus armeniaca (apricot) is the source of this 273-nucleotide messenger RNA. The record is from the annotation of a GenBank genome assembly. Lineage: Eukaryota; Viridiplantae; Streptophyta; Magnoliopsida; Rosales; Rosaceae.